AUGGCGGCGGCCCGGCUGUUGCAGGGGGGCGGCUGCUCCCGCUGCCGCCACCGCCGCCUCCUCUCUUUCUCCUCAGCCGGCGGCGGCCCCACGGCUGAGCGCGGGGAGCGGCAGGAGAGCGCGGGCCUGGGUUUCAGCCCCCCCGCACACUCCCGUAACGACUGGAUCGGCCCCCCUGACAAGCACUCCAACCUCCGGCCCGUCAUCUUCUAUGUGCCCCCCAAGGAGUCGCCCCUGGAGCGGCGGCUGCGGGAGGCACGGCAGGAGGCCCAGGCCUGUGACCAGCGCUUCUGGGCACGGCACAACCGUGCCUUCCGCCAGGAAAAAGAAGAAUUUAUUUAUUCAAGACUGAAAGCCAAGGGUCUGGAAAUGAGAGAUGAAACAGGUCAAAAAGCAACACUGAGUGCAGAAGAAAUGGCUGACUUUUACAAGGACUUUCUAAGUAAAAAUUUUAGAAAGCAUAUGCGGUAUAACAGAGAUUGGUAUAAACGUAACUUUACUAUCACAUUCCUCAUGGGACAAGUAGCACUGGCGAGAGCUCUGAGGUGGCUUCGUUGGAAAAAGAAAAAUAUUGGAAAUCGGUGAUUGCGCUCCAUGAAGAAUGCAACACUAGCUAGGCCUGCAGUAAACUUGUUGUUUAUAGUGAUGUUUGGAAUCUGAAUCACUAAUGCAAUAAUUGCUUGAAUCUGUUUGUUAAACUAUGUAAAUAAAAGUUGCCAUUGGUCUUAAUUUAUAAUCCCUAUGUAGAUUUCCUUUACCUUUUAUUCCAAGAAUAUCUAAAAUAUUUCCCAACCAAAACACAGCUGAGAAAACUAUUAUUUGGACAGAGUCAAAAGCUGUUCCUUGUUUACAUUAAAUGGAAGGGAUCACAAUUGUCACAUUUUUACCACACAGUCGUAGUUCCUAAAGAACAUGAACUGAGGUCAGAGAAUGAU
This is a messenger RNA of Gavia stellata (red-throated loon), 935 nucleotides long. Its product is annotated as cytochrome c oxidase assembly factor 8. Gene Ontology annotation, biological process: intrinsic apoptotic signaling pathway. The record is from RefSeq and is a predicted model, not a curated record. The transcript has 5 exons. Gene Ontology annotation, cellular component: mitochondrion. NCBI's taxonomy places the organism in Eukaryota, Metazoa, Chordata, Aves, Gaviiformes, Gaviidae. Bases 1 to 585 code for a protein of 194 amino acids.